AUGGCAGAGUGUGCUAAGGACUGGAACCCGAGGAGGCCUCCGCAUCAUGUGGUGCUGCAGUGGAUUGCGGAGGCGUGGGAUCAAGUCCCAACCCAGGUCAUCAUCGACGCGUUCAGGCACAGUGGGAUCGCAAGCAAGCUCGACUGGACCGAGAACAACCUUGUGAUGUCUCACCUGCGCGCGAAGAGCACCAUCGAUGUCUCAGAAGUCAUGUGCCUCGAGGGGAGCACGGGCGACAACACGCGCCUGCUUGGGCAGGCUCCGGAAGGGAAGGAGGAGGAGGAGGAGGAGGAGGAGGAGGAGGAGGAGGAGGAGGAGGAGGAGCAGCAGCUACAGGCGGAGGGCGUCAGGGAGGUCGGCAUGGCAACUGGGCUGGAGGUGCUGUACCAAGAGACACCCAACUACCGCGGAGCGGUGGCCGAGGCUGACCGCAUGAUCGAGCCCAGGCAGACGUCCAAGCACGCCUGUCGAGUGCCAGACUUCGGAGUGCAGGAGCCAGGCCCUCAGAAGUCAGACUUUUUUCUCUCAUUUGCAUGA
Closterium sp. Naga37s-1 is the source of this 537-nucleotide messenger RNA. The record is from the annotation of a GenBank genome assembly. NCBI's taxonomy places the organism in Eukaryota, Viridiplantae, Streptophyta, Zygnematophyceae, Desmidiales, Closteriaceae.